This is a messenger RNA of Gigantopelta aegis, 1388 nucleotides long. RefSeq names its product homeobox protein Hox-B4-like. Gene Ontology annotation, molecular function: DNA-binding transcription factor activity, RNA polymerase II-specific; RNA polymerase II cis-regulatory region sequence-specific DNA binding. Gene Ontology annotation, cellular component: nucleus. The transcript has 2 exons. NCBI's taxonomy places the organism in Eukaryota, Metazoa, Mollusca, Gastropoda, Neomphalida, Peltospiridae. Gene Ontology annotation, biological process: regulation of transcription by RNA polymerase II. The record is from RefSeq and is a predicted model, not a curated record. The coding region runs from base 139 to 1296 and encodes 385 amino acids.
AGAAGGAGCGCCGGCGAGAAGAUCAUUGGCUACGGGAAAGUCACGUGACCCACUAGCGGUCGAAACAUGCACCGAUAAUCGGCAAUAGUAAAUUUUUCGAUCGGCUCUCAGAAUGAAAUAAAGUUUGGAAUUCGAAAGAUGCAGAAGGGUUAUUGCGACCAAAUGCCGACGUUUCAGGGCUACUUUCCGAACGAGAAUGGUGGUUUCAAAUACGAAAACUCGUUCGCUUACGGAAAUACUGCUCCGGAUAACGCGGGAAGUUAUUACGGACAGUCGAGCUGUGCGGUGCAGAGCCACCUGACUUCGGCUAACCCCGACAACUGCCCUACCCUCGGAGAUUACAAUGACCAGCCCUACAGCAGCUCGUGCAUGCAGCCCCAGGGGCUAUCCUGUGGGCCGGGACUCGCCAUGCACCCUAGCCCGCCCCAGUGCAAGCAGGAGAUUUAUCCGUGGAUGAAGGAGUCUCGACAGAACGCCAAACAACGGCAGAGUUUAGCAGAACCGUCCAAGAGGGCGCGGACCGCCUACACGAGCGCCCAGCUGGUGGAACUGGAGAAGGAGUUCCACUUCAACCGGUACCUGUGCCGUCCUCGCAGAAUAGAGAUGGCCGCCCUGCUCAACCUGACGGAGAGACAGAUCAAAAUCUGGUUCCAGAACCGGCGGAUGAAGUACAAAAAGGAACAGAAGAUCAAAGGCGGGAGCGAAAAGAGCGGCACGAAAUCGGAUGGAAGUUAUUCCGGAAGUGACACCGAAGGGAACUGUGGGUCGAUGGACAUACCCCCUGGCGGCGUCAGCGGCGGCGGCGAGACUCUACCGGAUGUUGGGGGGAUUCCUCCGCAGCAUAUGUCUAACCCGUCUCACAUCUCCCCCCAGCAACAGUCGUCCCAUUCCCCGCCCACGUCGUGUGAACAACAACAACAACAACAGUCCCUCGGCCACCCCCCUCAACACAACCAGUCCCAGGGUCACGGCGGAAUGCAGCUCCCCCACCAAGUGAGCCCCGCCCCUCAGAGAGAAAGUCCAGGGCUGCAGGUGAAAGGUCAUCAUUCUGUCGCCGCUCACCACCAGGCCAGUAUGCAGGGGUAUCAACAGAGUGGACUUUUCUUGUCAAAUAAUAAUAAUAAUUCGACCAGGGUUUACCCGGAUGGAAACAUGAUGCUGGGGAAUGUGUAUCCAGAGUUACCUCACAUGGACGUCCGCCAGGCGCAAUGCAUGACGGGUCCAAUUAACUGCUCAGUGUCGUCAAUGUACCCGCAAGGUCCUUACGAUUAUAUUCCCAAAUUGACACAUUUAUAGAAAAUUGGACUUUUAAAGUUGUGUACUUUGAAAAAAAAAGAAGAAAUGGCACAAAAAAAAGUAUAUGUGUUUUAUUAAAGCUGCAGUCUCGA